AUGGAUCCGGAGACAACGGAUAUAUUUGCAGGAGACAUCUCUGUGGAGGAAUUCGACAUUGAUUUCGAAUUCGACGCCCCUCGAUUCUAUGAUUUCUCAAAACCGGAACUAGAUUCAGAAACAGAGGAAACAGAGCUCUGGUUUGAAUCAGCUGGAAGCUAUCCUCCUUCGCAAUUUUGCCUAAAUUUGAGAUGGAGAAUCGAGGACAAAUAUCUCGAGACCCCCAAACCCAUCUCAGAUAAAUACAACGGGUUCAUAUAUUACAACCAAGCUGCUAAAUAUAUUCCCAAGGCGACACACAAGCCUAAAGCCAAACCCUUUUUACGAAAAAACUCAACUUUGACGAGACCCACUGCUUCCUUGUUGGCAAGACAGAACAAACCUCUUGACAUUUACUCUGUUCAACUUCUCUCAAGAUGUCAGAGGUCAUUGGGGAAGUUCGAUGACAAGAUCUCUUCUCUCUUAUACUCCAUGCCUCAAAUCCAAGAUACCAAGAGGCAAAAACUUGAAUCCGGCUUCUUGCGCAAGGUAUCGCGGCUGGAACAAGCUCCUUUUGUACAUAAGAUUCCAAGGAAGGGAUCAAAAGUCACUGUUCCAAAGGAACCUAACCUCAAGACUGCCCAAAGAGCUGUGAGACACCACCGGUUUAAGGCUAAUUCAGCACCCGAGCAGAUCACGAAAUUCAGCUCUACUAUGAAUAGAACAGUUCAAGAAAGUUCUUCACCAUCUUUGCCUAAAAAGAAUACGCCUCGCUCUCAACGCUUCCAGGCAUUUCAUCUAAGAACAUCUCUUAGAGCUCGGGAACGCUCUUCAAAUGCUAAAAAUGCACACGCGGAUGAUUCUACACAGUCCCUAACUUCAAAGUCCGUUGGUUUCAGAAAGGGUAAGAAAGUCAAGGAAACUCGAAGCUCAAAGGCAAGCUGUCAAGUUUACGAAUCUAAGAUUCGCCCUCUAGACUCAAAGAUAUCAGUUAAAUGCGGUGAAGCAAUCGAAGUCAAACAUGAAAACAAUUUUCCGAGGGAAUUUGAAGCUCCAAAGGACACAGACUUUAGAUAUGAACCCUUUAUUGAAUCUCUCAGCAAACUAUGCCUCACUUCAGAUUACUGAUGGCGACAUCUAAACACCAGUCGCAGUAAUUUUGGAUUAGUUUCUUCUUUAACUCCAAGACAUGGAUAUGAAG
Messenger RNA from Eutrema salsugineum, 1180 nucleotides. Its product is annotated as protein TPX2. Gene Ontology annotation, biological process: regulation of mitotic spindle organization; activation of protein kinase activity; mitotic spindle assembly. Gene Ontology annotation, cellular component: nuclear microtubule; mitotic spindle. The transcript has 14 exons. Bases 1 to 1107 code for a protein of 368 amino acids. The record is from RefSeq and is a predicted model, not a curated record. Gene Ontology annotation, molecular function: protein kinase activator activity; microtubule binding. Lineage: Eukaryota; Viridiplantae; Streptophyta; Magnoliopsida; Brassicales; Brassicaceae.